CACUUCGUUUACUUUUCUAUAAGUAGUCUCUUUACAGCAAUGCUCCCUCGUCAUAGACACAAUGCCGAAAAUGAGUGCCCUAGCCGACUGGAAGCAGAGCCAGACGCACAAGAUACCGGAAGCACGUCCAGGAGAAGUGAUAUAUGUUACCAAAGGCAAAAUUUUGGCUUGGGGAGGAACCGCUAUUAUUGAGCGAUUGCGCUCUGGUGCCGCUAUGAAGACACCUAUUGCAAAUCCACACAGCCCUCCUGAAGAAGAAGACCGCCGUCGUAAUAUGCGACUCGAGGCCAAGAUUUAUGCAAUGAUAGGAGAACAUCCAUGUGUUCCCAAUUUCCUGAUUUGGGACCAGAAACUUGCUGCCUCACUAUGGAAUAUUUGGAAAAUGGGAAUCAAAAAGAAUACAUUCAACAGAACAUGCCAGAUAUAACCCUUCAACCUCGACUCCAAUGGUGUAAACAGGUUGCUAAAGCACUCAGUGUUCUCCAUGCUCAUCACAUCAUACACUGUGAUCUUUCGCCAAGAAAUUUCCUUCUCGACUCGAGCCUCAAUGUCAAAAUCGCUGACUUUGGUGGCGCUUCACUAUGUGAUUCAGGACCCUCAG
Aspergillus piperis CBS 112811 is the source of this 601-nucleotide messenger RNA. RefSeq lists its product as uncharacterized. The transcript is spliced from 2 exons. The record is from RefSeq and is a predicted model, not a curated record. NCBI's taxonomy places the organism in Eukaryota, Fungi, Ascomycota, Eurotiomycetes, Eurotiales, Aspergillaceae. Bases 62 to 427 code for a protein of 121 amino acids.